GUGAAAAACAUAAACCAAAGUGAUAGAAGCAGCUGUGGUGGUGCCGGCCAGCCGACAAUUACGGGAGCCAAUGUGGGUCCCAUCACUUUUAUAAACUAAAAUCACCUCUUCACUUUCCUUCACAUCUUUCUUUUCUCAUUGUUUAGUGUUCUGUUGUGUUUGUUACUUUGUUUCCUCGUUCAUGGCUUCUUCAUCAUCUUCUUCUGCGAACCGUGAAGGACACUACAGAGGUGUUAGAAAGCGACCAUGGGGACGCUACGCUGCUGAGAUUCGUGAUCCCUGGAAGAAGACACGAGUUUGGCUGGGUACAUUUGAUACUCCUGAGGAAGCUGCACUUGCUUACGACGGCGCUGCUCGUUCUCUCCGUGGAGCUAAAGCUAAAACAAACUUCCCUCCGGCUCCGGUCCCCGGCGGGCUUUGUCUCGACCUCAACGCUCCUUCUACUGGCCUAACCACUUGGCCACCAGUUCCGUCACGCAGCUUGGUUCUCACUGAGUUUCUCCAAACCAGUGUUCUCAAGGAUUUUAACCCUCCUCAGCCUCCUCCCAUCGCCGCCGUCAGUGGACAGAGACGUAAUGACGCUGCUCUUCCGGUUUCCGCCAGAGUUCAGAUGGUUGAGAACUCACCAACAGCGGCUUACUUGGGACUUGUCCGACGUGGGAUCCCGAUUGACCUCAACGAACCUCCACCGUUGUGGCUUUGAAAAACCCUAGAAAAAAGUGUAGCGUAAAUGAAACCCUUCGACGGCGUCGUUUUAGGUUCUUAUCUAUAAUUAGUGUAAUCUUGUCUCUUUUUUCUCUCUUAUUAGCAUCAUAAUUAUCAUGAAGCGGAGUGUAUCCAUCUAAAUGUAAUGUAUCUAAGUCUAUCUAACAUUUUAGAAGAAAAAAAAAUGAAAUUUAGUAUCUUAUGAUAAUUUAUUUUACUAAUUUUCAUAUUAG
Messenger RNA from Vicia villosa (hairy vetch), 938 nucleotides. Its product is annotated as ethylene-responsive transcription factor 12-like. Gene Ontology annotation, biological process: regulation of DNA-templated transcription. Lineage: Eukaryota; Viridiplantae; Streptophyta; Magnoliopsida; Fabales; Fabaceae. The coding region runs from base 182 to 703 and encodes 173 amino acids. Gene Ontology annotation, molecular function: DNA-binding transcription factor activity; DNA binding. The transcript has a single exon. The record is from RefSeq and is a predicted model, not a curated record.